Gryllus bimaculatus (two-spotted cricket) is the source of this 4013-nucleotide messenger RNA. NCBI's taxonomy places the organism in Eukaryota, Metazoa, Arthropoda, Insecta, Orthoptera, Gryllidae. The record is from the annotation of a GenBank genome assembly.
AUUGGCCAGGUGGUCGUGUGUCGGCAGCUGACCCCAACGAUUUGAAACGAGCCGUGCAGGGGAUGACCAUCUCGCAACAACAGCAGCAACUGCAAGGUCUCGGACCUUAUGGGGUUCAGAAGGGCAUGUCUCAGCAAGGAAGAGAUGGCUAUGGCAAAGUAAUUGGCGAGAGGAUUCUUCAAGACCAUAAAACUGGUGGUUUAGUUCACGGUACAGGCACUCAGGAUGACUUCCAUGCUAAGCCAACCGGUGUGCCGGCCAACAAAAUCAACAUCAAGGACAAGGAAGAGUUGUUCCUACCAGAAUUUGCUGGUAGCAAAUCGGAUCCUAAAUAUCAGACACUUCCUUACAACACCAAGUUCACCGUAAACUACCUAGCAACAGCUCAGAAUAAAGCGGCCCAGGAUAAACAACGAGAAGCUGCUGAUGACAGACGGAAUGAAGAUAAUCACAAAAAUGUUGUCAACAACAUUAACAAUAUUAAUAACAAUCUCAAUAACAACAAUCAUAACAAUGCUUUGCAACAGCAGCAGCAACAACAGCAUUUGAUGACUGUGCAUAGCAUUCCCAUCCCCUCGCUGUCUGCAGCCAACAAAGGCCACGCAACCACUGUCAUGGCGGCAGGAGAACCGAUGACUGGCAACGGGCUGCAGUUCGGUCACACCGGUGGCAAAGUUCCUCCACCCAUGCAGCAAAGCCAAGGAGGAUUGGGGCAGAGAUCAUUUGCUGUAGGCUUCACUACAGGAGGUCUCCCGAGAGGGCAGCCGAUUGGAGGAUCCUCCACAACCUCUUCAACCUCUUCCCUUUCCACAAACAGCAGUGCGUCGGGAGGACACCAGAAACCUGUCAGCAGUGUGGCACCUACAUCAGUACAGCACCAGAAACCGUCACCUAUUUACCAAACGUCAUCGACGAAAAUUCAACCUGUGCAACCUCAAACACUUAGCUCCACACCUCAGGGUAUCUUGAGAGACUUGCGAGGGGAGCUCUCCCCACCGCAGAGCACUUCAACACCUGUGGGAACGCCUGACCUGCCGUUGCCUCCGAGCGCCACUGGCCACGAAGCCCCGGCAGGGGGUCUAGGAAAGCCUGCUCUCCCACCGAAACCAACAGUGCCUGCCAAACCCACGCCGCCGCCCAGACAGACUCAGCACUUUACACCCUCGCACGGGCGUGCUGGCUCUGGAGAGGGUGCUGAUGUCGGGGACUUGGCUGUGGGCAUAGGACGUGUGCAGCCUACCAGGGCGUCAGCGGAGCACCCGAUUGCGAAGCUGACACAGCCUGUACCAGAGGACAGUGGAGGAGGAACAACACCCAACAGUGGGCCUCCACCUCCGCCUCCUACGAGUGAACCUCCGCACGAGGAACCCUCCGUUCCAACGCAGACACCCUCUUCUGUUCAACAGCAGCAACAACCACCGCAACAAACACAGCAACAGCAGCAGCAGCAGCAACAGCAACAAAGACGAACCGGUGGAAGCUCAGGAGACGGUCUGCCAAUCAUCAAAGCGCGUCCCCUCACAAUCAAGAAGCAGCCUGCCUCCGAACACCCGAAACUAAAGGCAUCUGCCAGCUACGGAGGCAGCACGGGUAGCACAUCUAGCAGUUCCUCGGGAAGUAGCAGUGGUAGCGGAGGAAGCAGCAAUGGUGUGCACGUGAGCAUUAACCGACGAAUCGAAAUGCCUCCAGCCUUCCUGUUUCCUGAGACGGAAGCUCCUCCAGCUGAUCUUGUCUCUUCCACAGAGAGUGCAAGUCCAGGCAGCACAGCCCUGAGCAGCCAGUCGAGUGCUGGUGAUAGUGGUCAGGGUGACGGUUCCCCAUCUGGUGAUGGCGAAGAGGAAGGACGCCCCUUGGUACCGCUUGGAGAGGAGAGCAACCACUCGCAACCACCAGGAGGGGGCCAGUCUGGGAAAGGAAUGUCGGAGGGGAGCAAAAUGGAUGUCUCGGCUGCAGUGGUUGAUGUUCUCAACAGCAUCAAUAUGAAUCAGCAGGAGAUGGGAGGGGAAACUGGUCUCCAACAUAUCGUACGGCGCGUGAAGAAGGGCAACCUGAAGGCCGGAGGAGGUACAAAGGGUUCUGGGGGCCCCGGGUCACGCCGGGUGAGUUUUGAUCCUUUGGCUCUCCUCUUGGAUGCGUCCCUCGAAGGAGAGCUGGAAUUGGUGCGAAAGACGGCUGCUCAAGUCUCCAAUCCCAGUGCAGCCAACGAUGAAGGCAUCACAGCCCUGCACAAUGCGAUCUGUGCUGGACACCUGGACAUAGUCAAGUUCUUGGUGGAGUUUGGCUGUGAUGUGAAUGCGCAAGAUAGUGAUGGAUGGACCCCCUUGCAUUGUGCUGCAUCGUGCAACAACCUUGCAAUGGUAAGGUUCCUCGUAGAACAUGGAGCCUGCAUCUUCGCUACAACACUCUCAGACCAUGAGACUGCAGCAGAGAAGUGCGAAGAGGAUGAGGAGGGCUAUGAUGGUGUGCAGGAGAAGCUGGGCAUCCUCAACAAUGGCUGCGUGUAUGCAGUUUACGACUAUGAAGCCCACAACGCAGACGAGCUCUCGUUCCACGAGGGUGACCGCCUCGUCGUGCUGCGGAAGGGUGAUGAGUGGGAAAGGGAGUGGUGGUGGUCGCGGCUAAACGACCAGGAGGGCUACGCACCACGCAACCUGCUGGGGCUCUAUCCAAGAGUACAACCAAGCAGAAAAUCAGAAUGACAGGAUGACACAGUAUUAGAAGACUAACUGUCUGGAGCCUGUUGAUCUGUGUGAUCAUGUUGCAACAUGUUGCACAGAGGGGGCUGUCAGGGAGAAGUUGCGAACUUUGCAACCCCUCGCACUGGCAUACACAUUCUCCUUUGCUGGUGCAAAGAGAUCGCCUCAUGGAGAUCAUAGUUCGCUUCAGUGAGUGACAAUAAGGGACUGAAUACCAUGCAAGAAAUGAAAAAAAAGAUAAAGAGAGAAUAUCUCUUUGUGUUUGAUCAUUCUGUUGCUAUGUGAAUCAUGUAUAUUCUUUUUUAAAUGUGGUUACUUUCUAGACGUUCCGCUCACUUUCCGAUUUGUAGAUUAAUUAUUCUGUGUAUGACUCAUGUUAAUCUUUGGAUUAUCCAUUUCAUGUUAAAGCUUGAAACAUGUUUUGUUUCUUUUAGAAAAAAAAGUGGUGCAUGUAUGUGCACAUGAACAUUAAGCGUUUGUAUGUAUCGUAUUCUUCAGUAUAGAGUACACUGCGUACUUAGAGCCUGUUUUUAUUUCAGCUCAUGUGUAAUGGGUUUGGAAAUUAUUAAAAGAGCUUGACAGUUGUCUUACAAUACUGAAUCAAGCAAGAACACCAUAUUCUACUAUAGAAUUAUUGUCUUUGUACAUUCUUCUUAGGGAACGUACUCAUCAUAUACGAAGCAACAAAAGUAUCGUCUAUAUAGAGAAAUUUCCUACUUUUAUCCUCAUUCUGCACACUUGGUAAAUUUGAACUUUAUGAUUUCGUUGAUGUGCCUCCAACUGUCAAGUUCUUUUUGAAGUAGAAAGCACCUAAUUGACUUGGCAACGUGUGUAAGUGGAGUAUUUUCUUGUCAAAUGAAAAGGUUUAUGAAUCAAGAAAAAGUUUAUAUAUGUGUGUGCCCGUACGUAUGUUUGUGUGAUGAGUUUGAUUGUUAAGGCAAACUCGAGUGUAAGUAAAGAAAACAGAGUUUAAUUAUUGUGACAGGGCCAAGAAGCCCUCUUAAACAUUGUUCCAGUUGCCCUACUGUGCCUUGCAUACAUCUCCCUGUAGAAUCUGUUGUGUGAAGUAUGAAGUAUAUAGAGUGUACAUUAUAUGAGAAUAGCUAUUAUAUAUCCAGUCUAUUGCGAGAUGAGAUGAAACACACAAUGUAUUUUGCAUAUCUUAUUUGUGUCAUUGGGUUUUGCAGGCUAUAUAUCAUGCUGCAUUCUGUUCCAGCUGUGCUGGAAUAGAAACUCAAUGAAAUAAAACUAAAACUAUGAAAGAAUAAAAGUUAAAAAUAUAUUGAGUUGUAUACUCAUUGCACUUAAUAAAUUUUG